Messenger RNA from Lepisosteus oculatus (spotted gar), 15766 nucleotides. The record is from RefSeq and is a predicted model, not a curated record. Lineage: Eukaryota; Metazoa; Chordata; Actinopteri; Semionotiformes; Lepisosteidae.
AGAGGAGUAGCAGCGCGGAGCUGCGAGCCGACAGUGGAGGCUAUCAGAGUCUAAGCAGGCUCCUCAACAGCCAUGGCCGAAGGAGGUGAAGGGGAAGAUGAAAUUCAGUUCUUAAGAACUGAUGAUGAAGUGGUCCUCCAGUGUGUUGCCAACAUCCAGAAAGAACAUCGCAAGUUCUGCCUGGCAGCUGAAGGACUUGGUAAUCGCCUCUGCUACUUAGAGCCAACAUCAGAGGCAAAGUAUGUUCCGCCGGACCUGUGCAUCUGUAACUUUGUGCUGGAGCAGUCCCUGUCGGUGCGGGCCCUGCAGGAGAUGCUGGCCAACACUGUGGAGAAUGCUAGUGAAGGAGCUGCUCAAGGAGGAGGACAUAGAACUCUUCUUUAUGGUCAUGCCAUUCUUCUUCGACAUUCUUUCAGUGGAAUGUACUUAACCUGUCUGACUACAUCAAGAUCCCAGACGGAUAAGCUGUCUUUUGAUGUGGGACUGCAAGAGGAUGCAACAGGUGAAGCAUGCUGGUGGACUAUUCAUCCAGCCUCCAAGCAGAGAUCAGAAGGAGAGAAGGUGCGCAUUGGUGAUGACCUCAUCCUGGUCAGUGUCUCCUCAGAGAGGUACCUGCAUCUGUCCUUCUCUAAUGGGAAUAUACAGGUGGAUGCAUCUUUCAUGCAGACACUGUGGAAUGUACAUCCUACCUGCUCAGGCAGCAGUGUAGAAGAAGGAUACUUGCUUGGUGGCCAUGUAAUGCGUCUGUUUCAUGGUCACGAUGAGAGUCUAACCAUCCCAGGGUCUGACCAAAGUGAUGAACAAAGGAGGAUAGUGAACUAUGAGACAGGUGGAGCAGGUGCCCGGGCCAGGUCUUUAUGGAGGUUGGAACCACUUCGGAUCAGCUGGAGUGGGAGUCACAUUCGCUGGGGCCAGCCUUUCCGUGUUCGUCACCUUACAACAGGACACUACCUGGCUCUGACAGAGGACCGUGGCCUUGUGCUUCAAGACAGAGAGAAGUGUGACACAAAGUCCACAGCGUUUUGCUUCAGAGCGUCAAAGGAAAAACUGGAAUCCAGCCCAAAGCGUGACAUUGAAGGCAUGGGGGCGGCUGAAAUUAAGUAUGGGGAUUCAAUUUGCUUUGUUAUGCAUGUGGCCAGUGGACUGUGGCUGUCCUACCAAGCACCCGAUGCGAAAUCUGCUCGACUUGGGCCUCUGAAAAGAAGGGCUAUUCUUCAUCAAGAAGGGCACAUGGAUGAUGGUCUGACCUUACAACGCUGCCAGCAUGAGGAAUCCCAAGCGGCCCGCAUCAUACGCAAUACAUCCAAACUUUUCAGUCAGUUUAUCAGUGAUCUGGAUAGCCUGAGUGGAAAGAAUAGAACAUCUGUGGCCCUGCCUAUUGAGGAGGUUCUGCAGACCCUGAAUGACCUCAUCACCUACUUCCAGCCUCCAGAGGAAGAGUUAGAGCAUGAGGAGAAACAGAACAAGCUGCGCUCACUGAAGAACCGACAAAACCUAUUCAAAGACGAGGGGAUGCUGACUUUAGUUUCGAACUGUAUCGACCGGCUCAAUGUGUACAACAGUGCCGCCCAUUUUGGAGAGUACGCAGGCGAGGAGGCUGGGGCUGCCUGGAAGGAUAUUCUGAACCUGCUUUAUGAAUUACUUGCUGCCCUGAUUCGUGGAAACAGAAACAACUGUACUCAGUUCUCCGAUAACCUGGACUGGUUGGUCAGCAAACUGGACAGACUGGAGUCCUCAUCAGGAAUUCUUGAAGUUCUUCACUGCAUCUUAAUUGAAAGCCCAGAAGCCCUGAAUAUCAUACAGAAAGGUCAUAUCAAAUCUAUCAUUUCCCUUCUGGAUAAACAUGGACGCAAUUACAAGAUUUUGGACGUGCUGUGCUCCCUGUGUGUAUGUAAUGGAGUGGCUGUGAGAGCCAAUCAGAACCUCAUCUGUGAUAAUUUGCUUCCCAGAAGAGAUUUGCUUCUCCAGACCCGUUUAGUUAAUGAUGUCCAAAGCAUGAGGCCAAAUAUUUUCCUGGGGGUCAGCGAGGGCUCAGCCCAGUAUAAGAAGUGGUAUUAUGAGCUGAUGAUUGACCAAGUUGACCACUUUGUGACGAGUGAGCCCUCUCACCUGCGAGUUGGCUGGGCCACAACAAAGGGGUACGCCCCAUACCCAGGGGGAGGAGAAGGCUGGGGAGGGAAUGGUGUUGGAGACGACCUCUACUCCUUUGGGUUUGAUGGACUUCACCUUUGGUCAGGGCGUAUUCCUCGGGCUGUGGCUUCCAUAAAUCAGCACCUCCUGAGCUCAGAUGAUGUUGUCAGUUGCUGCCUAGACUUGGGAGUACCCAGCAUUUCAUUUCGGAUCAAUGGGCAGCCAGUCCAGGGCAUGUUCGAGAAUUUCAACACUGAUGGCCUCUUCUUCCCGGUGGUCAGCUUCUCUGCUGGAGUCAAGGUGCGUUUCUUGCUGGGUGGCCGCCAUGGCGACUUCAAGUUCUUGCCCCCCUCUGGCUAUGCUCCAUGCUAUGAAGCCCUGCUUCCCAAGGAGAAGAUGCGGGUGGAGCCUGUGAAGGAAUACAAGCGGGAUUUCGAAGGCGUACGGGAUUUACUGGGUACCACUCAGUUCCUUUCCCAAGCCUCCUUUAUCCCCACUCCUGUAGAAACUAGCCAGAUUGUGAUGCCUCCACACCUUGAAAAAGUCAGAGAUAAAUUAGCAGAAAAUAUCCAUGAAUUGUGGGGGAUGAACAAGAUAGAACUUGGUUGGUCCUAUGGCAAGGUGCGGGAUGACAACAAAAGGCAGCAUCCCUGUCUUGUGGAUUUCUCCAAACUGCCUGAAACAGAAAAGAAUUAUAACCUCCAGAUGUCCACUGAAACCUUAAAGACAUUAUUGGCUUUGGGAUGCCAUGUCGUUCAAGUAAAUGUGAAUGCAGAAGAAGAUCUGAAAAAAAUGAAACUUCCAAAGAACUAUAUGAUGUCAAAUGGUUAUAAACCUGCGCCACUGGAUCUUUCUGAAGUAAAACUGAUUCCUGCACAGGAAGUUCUAGUUGAUAAACUUGCCGAAAAUGCACAUAAUGUUUGGGCAAAAGACAGAAUUAAACAAGGAUGGACCUAUGGCAUUCAGCAGGAUUUGAAGAGCAAAAGGAAUCCUCGUUUGGUGCCAUAUGCUUUAUUAGAUGAGCGCACAAAGAAAUCAAACCGAGACAGCCUCCGUGAGGCUAUCCGGACACUAAUAGGAUAUGGAUAUAACAUUGAACCUCCUGACCAGGAAGGUGCUGGCCAGACUGUGGAGAGGUUGAGCAUCGAUAAGAUCCGUUUUUUCCGUGUGGAGAAGACUUAUGCAGUGAAAACUGGAAAGUGGUACUUUGAGUUUGAGGCAGUCACUGGUGGAGAUAUGCGCGUUGGCUGGGCCAGGUCGGGCUGUAGGCCUGACAUGGAGUUGGGUUUGGAUGACCAAGCGUUUGUGUUUGAUGGAUUCAGGGGACAUCGUUUGCAUCAGGGUAGUUGGUUUUUUGGUCGCAGCUGGCGUGCAGGGGAUGUUGUUGGCUGCAUGAUUAAUUUGGAAGACAAGUCCAUGAUCUUCACCCUAAAUGGAGAAAUCCUCAUCACCAACAAAGGAUCGGAGCUUUGCUUUGCUGAUUUUGAAGUGGAAGAUGGUUUCAUUCCAGUGUGUAGCCUGGGUCUCUCCCAGAUUGGCCGCAUGAACCUUGGCAAGGAUGCUAGCACCUUUAAAUACUACACAAUGUGUGGUCUUCAAGAAGGCUUUGAGCCUUUUGCUGUCAAUAUGAACCGUGAAGUAACUAUGUGGUUCAGUAAACGAUUGCCUACUUUUGUCAACGUGCCAAAGAACCACCCCCACAUUGAGGCCACUAGAAUCGACGGCACUGUUGACAGUCCACCAUGUCUCAAAGUGACCCACAGAACCUUUGGAACCCAGAACAGUAAUGCAGACAUGGUCUAUUGCCGCCUCAGCAUGCCUGUCGAGUUCCAUUCAACAUUUAAAAACACGGGCAUUUCUGACGCUGAAGGAAUGCAUGACGAUGAGUCCCUGAAAGCAAAGCAGAGGUUUCCACUGAAAUCCCAAAAACAAGUUGAUGAAACCUCUGCAAGAAGGGCAGAAUUUGGCAAUAUCACAAUGUAUUACCAUUCUGUGCGAAUAUUUGGAGGCCAGGACCCCUCCUGUGUGUGGGUGGGAUGGGUCACACCUGACUACCAUUACUACAGCCACAACUUUGACCUCAGCAGGAACCGCACUGUCACGGUAACGCUGGGAGACGAGAGGGGGCGAGUCCACGAGAGUGUUAAAAGAAGUAACUGCUACAUGGUGUGGGGGGGAGAUGUCAUCAACACCUCCCACACAUCCAGUCGCACAAAUGUGGAUCUAGAAAUUGGAUGUUUAAUUGAUCUGGCCACUGGCCUUGUGUCCUUUACUGCCAAUGGAAAAGACAUGGGAACUUCAUACCAGGUUGAGCCAAAUACUAAGCUGUUCCCUGCAGUGUUCGUACGACCUACUAGCUCCAAACUGUUUCAGUUUGAACUUGGGAAAGUAAAGAACUUCAUGCCACUGUCCUCAGCCAUAUUUAAGAGCGAGCACAAGAACCCCAUCCCACAGUGUCCACCCCGCCUGGACAUACAGACCAUCACCCCUGUGCUGUGGAGCCGGAUGCCCAACACCUUUCUGAAGGUGGAGACAGCGCGGGUCAGUGAGCGACAUGGCUGGGUGGUUCAAUGCCUUGAGCCCUUGCAGAUGCAGGCAGUGCACAUCCCAGAGGAAAACAGAUGUGUGGACAUUUUGGAGCUUUCUGAACAAGAGGAUUUGAGGAUGUUCCAUUACCAUACCCUCAGACUCUACUGUGCUCUUUGUGCGUUGGGCAACAACCGCGUGGCACAUGCUCUCUGUAGUCAUGUGGACCAGUCUCAGCUCCUUUACACUAUCGACAACCAGUAUCUGUCAGGCAAGCUGAGAGAGGGCUUCUACGACCUGCUCAUCAGCAUGCACCUUGAGACUGCUAAGGAAGCCAGGCUAAUGAUGAACAACGAGUUCAUCAUUCCCAUCACGGAUGAAACCAGGAGCAUCCGGCUGUUCCCGGAUGAAUCCAAAAAGCACUCCCUCCCCGGGGUUGGUCUUUCCACCUCCCUCAAGCCGCGGCUCAACUUCUCUCCCCCAUGCUUGAUCACCACCAAAGGAGAGCAGCAGCUGCACAGCCCGCAGAUCCCACUGGAUAUCCUGAAGGAGAAAGCCAUCAGCAUGCUGACAGAGGCUGUGCAGGGAGGGGGGCAUCACAUCCGGGAUCCUGUGGGGGGCAGUGUGGAGUUCCAGUUCGUGCCCAUCCUGAAGCUGAUUGGAACCCUGCUGAUCAUGGGGGUGCUCAGCAAUGACAAUGUUAAACAGAUCCUGCUGCUCAUUGACCCCAACGUCUUUGGGGAACGGAAGGAGGAAGAGCCGGAGGAGACCAAGGAGAAGGAAGAAGUGACCAGCAAUGAAGAGAAGGCUGUGGAGGCCGGGGAGGAAGAGGCCAAAGACUCCAAGCAACCCAUGAAGGGUCUGUUGGAGAAGAGGCUACCUGAGUCUGUCAAGCGACAGAUGUGUGAGCUCCUUCAUUACUUCUGUGACUGUGAGCUGCGAAACAGGAUCGAGGCCAUUGUGUCUUUCUCAGACAGUUAUGUGUCGAAGCUUCAGCAAAAUCAGAAAUUUAGGUACAAUGAGCUGAUGCAGGCCCUCAACAUGUCUGCUGCAGUGACUGCCAAAAAAACCAGGGAAUUCCGUUCGCCCCCACAGGAGCAGAUUAACAUGCUUCUGCAGUUCAGUGCUGGGGAUGACUGCCCCUGUCCAGAAGAAAUUCGAGAGGAACUGUAUGACUUCCACGAUGACCUUCUAUUGCAUUGCGGAAUCCCGAUAGAAGAGGAAGAGGAGGAGGCGCAGGACACAUCAAUCAAAGGCCGGCUCCUCUCCCUCGUUUACAAAAUAAAAGGAGCCCCCCAAAAGCAAGAGGCGGAGCCCACUGAGGAAACACAAUCUGCGCCCUCCAAUUUGAAGGAGCUGAUCUCUCAGACAAUGGUGAGCUGGGCCCAGGAAUGCCACAUUCAGGACCCUGAGCUGGUGAGGGUGAUGUUCAGUCUUCUGCGGAGGCAGUACGACAGUAUUGGGGAGCUCCUGCGCUCCAUGAGGAAGAGCUACACCAUUAGUGCCAUCUCCGUUCAGGAUACCAUCAACCUUCUGGCUUCACUGGGACAGAUCCGCUCCCUGCUCAGUGUGCGCAUGGGGAGAGAGGAGGAGAUGCUGAUGAUCAACGGACUGGGGGAUAUCAUGAACAAUAAAGUAUUCUAUCAGCAUCCCAAUCUGAUGAGAGUGCUUGGCAUGCAUGAGACUGUCAUGGAAGUGAUGGUUAAUGUCCUUGGGGGAGACAAGUCUCAGGUAAUUUCAUAUAUCAAAAAUGCUGCCCUCUGCUGUCCAUUUUCCUAGGGUUGUACUUUCUGUGAAAGAGUAAAUUCACAGAAAAGACUUAUUAGUAGUAUUUUGAAAAACAGAAGAAUGUGUAUGAAAUAGGGUGCUAUGUGAGCUGUGUGCUUUAUGUUUCUAGCAUCUCCAGCCAUGAGGGGCUCUACCCCACUAGAUGUGGCUGCAGCCUCAGUGAUGGACAAUAAUGGACUGGCCCUGGCACUAGAGGAACCAGACCUGGACAAGGUUGUAACAUACUUGGCUGCCUGUGGCCUCCAGAGCUGCCCCAUGCUGUUGGCUAAAGGAUACCCAGACAUCGGGUGGAAUCCCAUUGAGGGCGAGCGAUAUCUAUCUUUCCUUCGUUUCGCAGUCUUUGUCAAUGCUGAAAGCGUUGCGGAGAACUCCAGCGUAGUAGUCAAGCUGCUUAUCCGUCGUCCUGAGUGCUUUGGCCCAGGUCUUCGGGGUGAGGGUGGGAAUGGCCUCCUGGCAGCCAUGAAAGAGGCCAUCAUGAUCUCAGAAAACCCAGCUCUGGAUGUUCCCCCUGCACUACAGGGUGUUCACCGUGAUGUAUCUGUGGAUGGCGAGGAAGAGGAGGAGGUUGUCCAUAUGGGCAAUGCUAUAAUGUCUUUCUAUUCUGCUCUAAUCGAUUUGCUGGGGCGCUGUGCUCCAGAGAUGCAUCUGAUUAACAAAGGGAAAGGUGAAGCUCUCCGAAUUAGAGCUAUUCUGCGCUCCCUUGUGCCCACAGAGGACCUGGUGGGCAUCAUCAGCAUACCACUAAAAAUGCCAACUGUGAAUAAAGACGGCACUGUGACGGAGCCGGACAUGUCGGCCAGUUUCUGUCCCGAUCACAAGGCUCCCAUGGUGCUUUUCCUGGACCGCGUUUACGGUAUCGAGGACCAAAGUUUUCUGCUCCACCUGCUUGAGGUUGGCUUCCUGCCAGACUUGCGGGCGUCGGCCUCCCUUGACACGGAAGCACUGAGCACUACUGAAACAGCUCUGGCCCUGAAUAGGUACAUCUGUUCAGCAGUGCUGCCUGUUCUUACACGCUGUGCGUCACAGUUUGAGGGCACAGAGCACUACGCCCCUCUUAUAGACUCCACGCUGCACACCAUCUACCGCCUUUCCAAAGGCCGCUCACUCACCAAAGCCCAGAGAGAUGCCAUCGAAGAAUGCUUGCUCUCAAUUUGUAGAUACCUGCGCCCAUCGAUGCUCCAGCAGCUUUUGCGGCGCCUAGUCUUUGAUGUUCCUUUGCUGAAUGAGUAUUGCAAGAUGCCUUUAAGGCUAUUAACCAACCAUUAUGAACAGAGCUGGAAGUACUACUGUCUCCCAUCCGGUCUGGGCAGUUACGGCAUGGCAUCUGAGGAGGAAGUUCUUCUGACAAAAAAGCUCUUCUGGGGAAUAUUUGAAUCUCUUUCUCAAAAGAAGUACGAUCCUGAACUCUUUAAAAUGGCCAUGCCUUGCCUCAGUGCUAUUUCUGGUGCCCUGCCACCUGAUUAUGUGGAUUCCAGUAUAACCACCACAUUGGAAAAACAGGCGUCAGUGGAUGCCCAGGGCAACUUUGACCCCAAACCUAUCAGUACUGCCAAUAUUUCCCUUCCAGAAAAAUUAGAGUAUAUUGCCAACAAAUAUGCUGAGCAUUCCCAUGAUAAAUGGGCUUCAGAAAAGUUGCCAAGUGGUUGGAAAUAUGGGGAGACCUUAGAUGAGAAACUGAAGACUCAUCCUUUGCUGAGGCCUUACAAGUCAUUAACGGAGAAGGAGAGAGAGAUUUAUCGCUGGCCUGUUAAGGAGUCAAUUAAAAGCAUGCUGGCCAUGGGCUGGAAUAUCGAGAGAACCAAAGAGGGUGAAGUCAUGUUUCAGCAAAGGGAAAGUGAAAAACUGCGAAAGAUAUCUCAGUCUUCACAGGGAAAUGGUUACAGCCCAUGUCCAGUUGACAUGACCAAUGUUGUUCUGUCCAGAGAGCUUCAGGCAAUGGUAGAGGUUGUGGCAGAAAACUACCAUAAUAUAUGGGCUAAAAAGAAGAAAAUUGAAUUGGGAAGCAGAGGUGGUGGGGGUCAUCCAUUGCUGGUACCUUAUGAUACCUUAACUGCCAAGGAGAAGGCAAGGGACAGAGAGAAGGCCCAGGAACUGUUCAGAUUCCUCCAGAUUAAUGGUUAUGCCAUUACAAGAGGUUUAAAGGAUAUGGAGCAGGAUGCCUCUUCAAUGGAAAAAAGAUUUGCAUAUAAAUUCUUGAAGAAGCUACUGAAAUACGUCGAUUCGGCUCAGGAAUUUAUAGCUCACUUGGAGGCUAUGGUUAGCAGUGGUAAAGCUGACAAAUCACCACACGAGCAAGAAAUCAAGUUUUUUGCCAAGGUUCUUCUUCCGCUGAUAGACCAAUACUUCAAGAAUCAUUCUCUGUACUUCCUGUCAUCUCCCAUUAAGACCCUGAGCAGCAGUGGCUAUGCUUCCAACAAGGAAAAGGAAAUGGUGACCAGCCUGUUCUGUAAACUGGCAGCUCUUGUCAGGCACAGGAUUUCUCUCUUUGGAAGUGACUCUGCUACAAUGGUGAGCUGUCUGCACAUCCUGGCACGAACCCUUGAUACCAGAACUGUGAUGAAAUCAGGGUCAGAGCUUGUGAAAGCUGGGCUUCGAACCUUCUUUGAGAGUGCAGCUGAAGAUCUGGAGAAAACCCUGGAGAAUCUGAAACUGGGGAAAUUCACCCACUCCAGAACCCAGAUGAAAGGAGUUUCUCAGAACAUCAACUACACCACUGUAGCCCUCUUACCCAUCCUCACAUCACUCUUUGAGCAUAUCACACAGCACCACUUUGGCAUUGAUCUCAUUUUGGAUGAUGUUCAGGUCUCCUGCUACCGUAUCCUGUGCAGUCUUUACUCCCUGGGGACAGGAAAGAACAUCUACGUUGAGAGGCAGCGACCAGCCCUGGGAGAGUGUUUGGCCACCCUGGCAGGAGCCAUGCCCGUGGCUUUCCUGGAGCCUCACCUCAACAUGCACAACCCUCACUCCGUCUUCAACACCAAGUCUCCGCGGGAGAGAGCCAUUCUAGGGAUGCCUGAUACCGUUGAGGAAAUGUGUCCUGAAAUGCCACGCUUGGAUGGGUUAAUGAAGGACAUAAACGAUAUGGCAGAGUCCGGUGCCCGCUACACUGAAAUGCCCCAUGUCAUCGAGGUCAUUCUGCCCAUGCUGUGUAACUACCUGUCAUACUGGUGGGAGAGAGGCACAGAGAAUACUGAGAGCAGCAGCCCCUGCUGUACCAUGGUCACCUCAGAACACCUCAGCAUCAUCCUUGGAAACAUCCUGAAAAUCUUAAAUAACAACCUGGGAAUUGACGAGGCAUCUUGGAUGAAGAGGAUCGCUGUGUAUGCACAGCCCAUCAUUAGUAAGGCCAGAGCAGACCUGCUAAAGACGCACUUCCUGCCCACACUGGAGAAACUAAAGAAGAAGACGGUGAAAGUGGUGGCAGAGGAGGAGAUGCUGAAGGCUGACAGCAAAGGAGACACGCAGGAGGCUGAGCUGCUCAUUCUGGAUGAGUUUGCCGUACUCUGCAGGGAUCUCUAUAGCUUUUACCCCAUGCUGAUACGUUAUGUGGAUAACAACAGGUCCCGCUGGUUGAAAGAGCCUGAUGCUGAUUCUAAUGAGCUCUUCAGGAUGGUCGCUGAAAUAUUCAUCCUUUGGUGUAAAUCACAUAACUUUAAGAGAGAAGAGCAAAAUUUUGUGGUUCAAAAUGAAAUCAACAACCUGUCCUUCCUAACAGGAGAAAACAAGACCAAGAUGUCUAAGUCCAUGCACUUAAAGACAGGAGGCCAGGACCAGGAGAGAAAGAGGACAAAGCGCCGUGGGGAGUUUUAUUCCAUCCAGACCUCCCUGAUUGUAGCAGCCCUUAAAAAGAUGCUGCCAAUUGGCUUGAACAUGUGCACUCCGGGUGACCAAGAGCUAAUUUCUUUGGCAAAAUACAGAUACAGUUUGAAAGAUACAGAUGAAGAGGUCAUAGAUCAUUUGCGCCAAAACUUGCACUUGCAAGAAAAGUCAGAGGACCCUGCAGUGAGGUGGCAGUUGAACCUGUACAAGGAUGUGGUCGUGAAGAGUGAAGAACCACCGGAUCCAGAGCGCACUGUCAGCAGGGUUCAGAGAAUCUCAGCUGCAGUCUUCCACCUGGAACAGGUUGAGCAGCCUCUAAGGUCCAAGAAAGCUGUGUGGCACAAACUUUUGUCCAAACAACGAAAGCGUGCUGUGGUAGCCUGCUUCCGAAUGGCUCCUCUGUACAAUCUACCAAGGCAUCGCUCUAUUAACCUCUUCCUCCAGGGUUAUCAGAGGUUUUGGAUAGAGACAGAGGAGUACUCCUUUGAGGAGAAGCUAGUGCAGGACCUGGCAAGACCCCAGAAAAAGACAGAAGAGGAUGAAGAGGAGGAGGCAGAGAAGCAGCCUGACCCCCUUCACCAGCUCAUCUUACACUUUAGCCACAAUGCCCUGACAGAAAGGAGUUCUCUGGAAGAAGAUCCAUUGUAUAUUGCAUAUGCGGACAUGAUGGCAAAGAGCUGCCAAGGGGAGGAAGAGGAUGAAGAGGAAGGAAAAGAGAAGACCUUUGAGGAAAAGGAAAUGGAGAAACAAAAGACCCUGUACCAGCAGGCCAGACUGCAUGACCGUGGGGCUGCAGAGAUGGUACUUCAGAUGAUAAGUGCCAGCAAAGGUCAAUUGGGACCCAUGGUAACUUACACACUGAAGCUUGGUAUUGCCAUUCUAAAUGGUGGCAAUGUUGUUGUCCAGCAGAAAAUGCUGGACUACCUGAAGGAAAAAAGGGAUGCUGGCUUUUUCAAGAGUUUGUCAGGACUCAUGCAGUCAUGCAGUGUCCUGGACUUGAAUGCAUUUGAAAGACAAAAUAAAGCUGAGGGUCUUGGAAUGGUGACUGAGGAGGGUUCACUCAACGUGCGUGAGCAGGGUGAGAAAGUUCUCCAAAAUGAUGAGUUCACAAAGGAUCUAUUUAGGUUCUUGCAACUGCUCUGUGAAGGUCACAACAAUGAUUUCCAGAACUUCCUACGUACCCAGACAGGAAACACCACGACAGUCAACAUCAUCAUCAGCACAGUAGACUACCUGCUUCGUCUGCAGGAAUCCAUCAGCGAUUUCUACUGGUACUACUCAGGAAAGGAAGUCAUGGAUGAACCGGGACAGCGCAACUUCUCCAAGGCAUUAGCAGUGGCAAAGCAAAUUUUUAACUCCCUCACAGAAUACAUCCAAGGUCCCUGUAUUGGCAACCAGCAGAGUCUGGCACACAGUAGGCUCUGGGAUGCUGUUGUUGGCUUUCUUCAUGUUUUUGCAAACAUGCAGAUGAAGCUCUCCCAGGAUUCAAGUCAGAUUGAACUACUGAAAGAGCUGCUGGACUUGCAGCAAGACAUGGUAGUCAUGAUGCUGUCUCUUCUGGAAGGUAAUGUUGUAAAUGGAACAAUUGGAAAGCAAAUGGUGGAUACCCUUGUGGAGUCCUCGAGCAAUGUGGAAAUGAUCCUUAAAUUCUUUGACAUGUUCCUCAAACUGAAAGACUUGACAUCCUCCGAUGCCUUUAAAGAAUAUGACCCUGAUGGGAAGGGUGUCAUUUCCAAAAAGGAGUUCCAGAAAGCAAUGGAGAGCCAGAAGCAGUACACCCAAUCGGAGAUUGAGUUUCUCCUGUCCUGUGCAGAAGCCGAUGAAAAUGACAUGUUCAACUAUGUGGAAUUUGUUGAGCGCUUCCAUGAACCUGCUAAGGACAUUGGCUUCAAUGUAGCUGUGCUUUUGACCAAUUUAUCAGAGCACAUGCCUCAUGACUCUCGACUCGGGGCUUUCCUGGAAUUGGCUGAGAGUGUGCUGAAUUACUUUGAACCCUAUUUAGGACGCAUUGAAAUAAUGGGGGGUGCAAAGCGGAUUGAAAGGGUCUACUUUGAGAUCAGUGAGUCUAGCAGAACUCAAUGGGAGAAGCCACAGGUCAAGGAGUCAAAGAGACAGUUCAUCUUUGAUGUUGUCAAUGAAGGUGGGGAGAGUGAGAAGAUGGAGCUCUUUGUGAACUUCUGUGAGGACACCAUCUUUGAGAUGCAGCUGGCAUCACAGAUCUCAGAGCCUGAUGUCACAGAGAGGUCAGAUGAGGAUGAAGAAGAACCUCACAAUAUCCUGGAAGAGUUGGAAACUGAAGAAGAAGACAGUGCAUCUCUGGAGUCCUCCUCAGCCUUUGCCAUUGCCUGUGUUUCUAUGAAGAAGAAUUUCGCUCAUUUCAUGCAGCUUCUUACUUUCAGAAACCUCAAGAAACAGUACAAGAAAUUCAAGAAGAUGAGCAUGAAGGAGAUGAUUAAAGUGUUCUUCUCUUUCUUCUGGAUGAUAUUUGUGGGACUCUUCCGCUUUGUUUACACUUUGGUGUGGGGACUGAUCCAGAUUGUGUGGUCAUCAAUGUUUGGUGGUGGCUUGGUUGAAGGUGCAAAGAACAUGAAGGUGACAGAUAUCUUAGGAAAUAUGCCCGAUCCAACACAGUUCGGCAUCCAUGGUGAUGUCCUGGAAGCAGAAAAGGCUGAAAUGAGUGAAUCAACAGCGUCAUCAGACCUUGUACAGUUAGCAAAAGGUGAAAAGGGAGAACCAGAUUUGAUGACCGAGCUAAUAGGUAUCACGACAAAGAAAGAAGGAAAACAUGGUCCAGAGCCCGGCCUUGGUGACAUCUCAGAAAUUAUCGGAACAGAUGCCCCCUCCACUCUUGCAAGUGCUGUCCGUCAAAAGAAAUUGGCUCAGGCAGGAGAUAUGACCAAGGAUACUGAAACAGAUAUAAAGGCAGAGCCAGAAAAGGCAGACACAGAGGAUGGGGAGAAGAAGGACAAGGUGAAGGAAGAUGAGGCUCCAGAGCCUGUGGUGGAGGAGGAGCGAAAGGUCAGGAGGAGAAGACAUGGCCAGAAGAAGGAAGAAUCUGAGGCAUUCAUGGCCACUUUCUGCGCUGGAUUGGAAAUCUAUCAAACUAAGAUACUGAACUACCUGGCCAGAAACUUUUACAACCUUCGUCUUCUGGCUCUGUUUGUAGCCUUUGCCAUCAACUUUAUUCUACUCUUCUACAAGGUGACAGAGGAUCCCUACGAUGAAGAGGAAUCUGACGAGGACUCUGAUCUCUGGAACGGUGAUGAUGAGGAAGAUGAUGAAGGUGGUGUGGUGUACUUCGUGUUGCAAGAGAGUACAGGCUACAUGGCACCCACACUCCGGUUCCUUGCUAUCAUUCAUACUAUCAUAUCCUUGCUCUGUGUCAUUGGAUAUUAUUGUCUGAAGGUGCCUCUGGUCGUGUUCAAGCGUGAAAAGGAAAUUGCCAGGAAGCUCGAGUUCGAUGGCCUGUAUAUAACUGAGCAGCCUUCUGACGAUGACAUCAAAGGACAAUGGGAUCGCCUUGUUAUAAACACUCCGUCCUUCCCCAAUAACUACUGGGACAAAUUUGUUAAACGCAAAGUCAUUAAUAAGUAUGGAGACCUCUAUGGUGCUGAGCGCAUUGGUGAACUGCUGGGUCUAGACAAGAGUGCACUUGACUUUAAUCCCACAGAAGAAGCUGUGGCGAAGGAAGCCACACUAGUAUCCUGGCUCAGCUCUAUUGAUACAAAAUACCAUAUCUGGAAAUUGGGAGUUGUAUUCACUGACAAUUCUUUCCUGUACCUUGCUUGGUACACCACCAUGUCUAUUCUGGGCCAUUACAACAACUUCUUCUUUGCUGCUCAUCUGCUGGACAUUGCAAUGGGUUUCAAGACACUUAGGACCAUCUUGUCUUCUGUAACUCACAAUGGAAAACAGCUCGUGUUGACUGUGGGCCUUCUAGCUGUCGUGGUGUACCUGUACACUGUGGUGGCCUUCAAUUUCUUCCGCAAGUUCUACAACAAGAGUGAGGAUGAGGAUGAGCCUGACAUGAAGUGUGAUGACAUGAUGACAUGCUAUUUGUUCCACAUGUACGUGGGUGUAAGAGCUGGAGGGGGCAUCGGUGAUGAGAUUGAGGACCCCGCUGGUGACCCAUACGAGAUGUACCGUAUAGUCUUCGACAUCACCUUUUUCUUCUUCGUCAUUGUCAUCUUGCUGGCCAUUAUUCAAGGUUUGAUUAUUGAUGCCUUUGGAGAACUGAGAGACCAACAGGAGCAAGUGAGAGAAGACAUGGAGACCAAAUGCUUCAUCUGUGGAAUCGGCAAUGAUUAUUUUGACACGACGCCACAUGGUUUUGAGACACAUACCUUACAAGAGCACAACCUGGCCAACUACCUGUUCUUCUUGAUGUACCUCAUUAAUAAGGAUGAAACAGAGCACACGGGCCAGGAGUCCUACGUGUGGAAGAUGUACCAGGAGAGAUGCUGGGACUUCUUCCCUGCAGGAGACUGCUUCCGUAAACAGUAUGAAGACCAGCUGGGUUAAAGACAGAAGUAUUACCUAGUUGUCAGAUGUGUUAUCUGAAAUCAAAACUGAAACUCCAUACAACUUUAAAAGAAAACUUAAAACCAGCUCUACAAAUGUACUUGACGUGCAUUAAAAAAGAUCACUUAAACAUGCCUGGCUCUUUUAACUUAAAAAGAGUAGAAACUUAAUCAAGACUCUUUUAUAUUAAGAACUACUACUGCAUAUGAACAUGAAUGUUGUCCUGUUACCUACGGUACAGUAAAUAGUGCCAAUUUUACAAGAAACUGCAACUCCAACCUGCCCAGACAUCUUUUUUUUUAUUUUUGAAUAAUUAUUUUGUCAACGUGUUGCCUUUUUUCUAUAUAACCCCAAACCAUUGCACAAAUUUUGGUCUCUUAAGAAACAUUAAGUUCAGUGGGGUUAUGGAUGAAUAUACAGUAGAUGAAUAAGUAUGAAUCUUUGCCCUUAUAUGCACAAGAAUAAAACUUCAGUAUCAACUGAAUAUUGAACUGAGACUUAUGCCAAACAUAGGGCUUGUAGAUUUAACCUUUAAUGCUGGAUCUUACCUGCUUGUUGAUUUAAAUAAAGUUUAAAGGAACUAUUACCAGCUAAAAGGUUGAACAUGCUAUUAAAUGCCUACUAUGAAGUGUCAAAAAAGUGCCUUACUUAAAUAAAGAUAAAGCUAUGCAAAAUGAAGUAUGUUCUUUAUAGUAUGUUAGUGCUCACUUAGUUCUCAAGGAUUAGCAAAAAGCAUAAUUAGGUUAGUUUUGUGGCUUUUGUUUUAAUUUGUUAAAAAUAAAGUGUGUAAAUGCUAUUCAGUCCAGUUGGCAGCAUCUAAGCUGCAAAACAUCACAAAAUAAUGAAAUUGCAACUAUCAAAUCACAUUCAGACUUUAUCAAACACCUUAAAAAGUGCUAUUGUAUGGCCAUUUGUAUGUAGUAGCUUUGCUAAACUGUGCAUUUCUUUUGAGAAAAAAGAAUAAAGUACUCAAUGCAAUAAA